AUGUCUUCAUAUUGCUUCACCGAGUGUCCACCGCCACAGCAGGCUUGGUACAAGGAUGAAGCUCUGUACGAGUUCACGUCCAGCGACCUCUUCUGGCUUCUGGCCAUCGCCAUCAUGGUCAACUGCUGGUGGGUGGACAAGCAAUUUGUACCGUUCGCCGAGCUUGUGGAUGAUCCGAAAGAGCCUGAAAAGGCAGAGAAAGAGGCCGACAAGGUCCUCAAUGAGACGGACAGCACUGAAUCACCACAGUCCUCCACCUCACGACAUGUCUGGCUCAAGUCACAAAUCACAUCCGAGCCCCGCAGGUGCCUCGCAAUGACCAUCUGCACCCUCGUCUUCCCGGUUCAGCUCCUCCAUGGGUCUUGGGUGAUCAGAACACUCUGGCGCUGGACGGCUGCCCUUUUCAAGGCCACAUAUCCUUCCAUAAGGCCGCGGCUCUUCGGUUUCAUUCUCUAUUCGCCUAUCACCUUGUUCAUACUGGUUACAUGGAUCGCAUGUCUGUUCACAGGCCUGUUUUUUAUCUUUGAACAGUUCCUUUGCCUUCUCAACAUAAACGAGAUGAAGUUGAGUGUGCCGUCAAAGACGAGUGAGACGGUUGCGCAGCAGGUUGAUGAGGAGUGGGACGAGGUCGAGAAGAACAGUGAGCAGGGAGAGGUAGCCAAGGAGAAGAACAAGGCGAAUCUGGCAGACUAA
Molecule: messenger RNA, 693 nt
Organism: Fusarium keratoplasticum
Lineage: Eukaryota; Fungi; Ascomycota; Sordariomycetes; Hypocreales; Nectriaceae
Exons: 1
Coding region: 1-693 (230 amino acids)
Source: RefSeq, a predicted model, not a curated record